Molecule: messenger RNA, 1305 nt
Organism: Metarhizium album ARSEF 1941
Lineage: Eukaryota; Fungi; Ascomycota; Sordariomycetes; Hypocreales; Clavicipitaceae
Product: 3-oxoacyl-[acyl-carrier-protein]-synthase
Exons: 3
Coding region: 1-1305 (434 amino acids)
Biological process (GO): fatty acid biosynthetic process
Molecular function (GO): 3-oxoacyl-[acyl-carrier-protein] synthase activity
Source: RefSeq, a predicted model, not a curated record
AUGCGCCGCGUGGUAGUUACAGGGCUAGGCGCCGUCACUCCUCUUGGAGUAGGCAUUCGACAAACCUGGAACCGCUUACUCGCCGGCCAGUCUGGAAUCGUCAGCGUUGCUUCGCGACAGCCCCAGGCAAGAUGGAAAGAAUUGACCAGCACCGUUGCCGGCGUUGUCCCCGUUGGAAGUGAACCAAGCCAAUGGAGGGCCACAGACUGGCUUAGCGCCUCCGACCAGAGACGAAUGUCUACCUUCACACAAUACGCCAUUGCAGCAAGCGAGAUGGCUCUGAAAGACGCCGGAUGGGACGUGACGAGUGUGGACGACAUGGAGGCUACGGGCCUGUGCUUGGGUAGUGGCAUCGGCAAUUUGGACGAAAUAUACGAGACUAGCCUGGCACACCAUACCGAGGGAUACAAAAAGGUCUCUCCGUUGUUCGUCCCCAAGAUAUUAAUCAACAUGGCAGCGGGUCACAUCGCCAUGAAGUAUGGCUUUCGGGGACCGAACCACGCUGCCACUACAGCCUGCACCACCGGUGCACAUUCUAUUGGCGAUGCCUCCAGAUUUAUUGCCAUGGGCGAUGCAGAUGUCAUGGUAGCCGGUGGCUCUGAAGCAUGCAUUCAUCCACUCACAAUCGCUGGCUUUGGUAGAGCGAGGUCCUUGUCCACGGCCUACAACGAUGACCCGUCCGGCAGCUGUCGGCCGUUUGACGCAGAUCGCAACGGCUUUGUCGUUGCUGAAGGGGCUGCCGUUUGUAUCCUAGAGGAGCUGGAACAUGCCAGGGCCAGAGGGGCUCGAAUAUAUGCCGAAGUAAAGGGCUAUGGCUGCAGCGGCGACGCAUAUCAUAUGACGGCUCCCCGAGAAGAUGGACAAGGAGCAUUUCUGGCCAUGAAGAGAGCUCUGAAAAAUGCCAGUGUGAAACCUUUACAGGUAGACUACAUAAAUGCACACGCAACCGGUACACAAGUUGGAGACGUGGCAGAGGCGGCCGCCAUCCGGAGGCUCAUGCUCGGGCAGGAGGGGGUAUCGACAGAAUCACAGGUCACAGUGAGCAGCACAAAGGGAGCAAUCGGCCACUUGCUGGGAGCUGCGGGAGCCAUAGAGGCUCUUUUUGCCAUUCUCUCAAUACACGAGGGCGUUGUACCAGCUACACAGAACUUACACAAGCCCGACGUCGGCAUCAGCUUUAACUUUGUUCCCUUGACAGCCCAACAGAAAAAAGUCCGGGUAGCAAUGUCCAACAGCUUUGGCUUUGGCGGAACGAACAGCACGUUGGUGUUUUCGAAACUGUCCAACACUCGAGGCAUUCUGUAA